CACAGAUCGGACACGAGCCAGAAAACAAUUGGGCUCCCAUGAGAAAUCACAGGGGGAGGUUUUAUAUUGCCGCUGACAGACCUCAAGUCAGAUUCAGCUCUGCCUGCAGCGCAGAUUCGACUUAACUGCCCAUGUAUACAGUCAAACACAGGAGCUGCUGAAGUAUAUGCCUUAAUAUCUGCUGCAGAGGACGUCAGUGUAUGUGGGAGGUGAAACCAGUUUGAACAUCCGUGAUGGCUCCUUCCACCUGGUUGAUCUUGCUGCUGCAGCUCUUCAGCAUGAUAUCAGCCGGCCUGGCCUGUUUCUGUGAGCGGUACCACUGGGGACCUUGGUCUGCCUGCUCCAGGACCUGCAACCAUGGGACACAGCACAGAAAAAGGAUCUUUCAGACUGGUGAUGGUUUUUACUGGCAGCAUAGCUGCGACAGGCUGUGUCAGAGAUCCGACAGCAGAGCUUGUAAUGAGCACAGCUGUCCAAUUAACUGCCAGCUCACAGAGUUCGGGGCAUGGUCCGACUGCUCACCCUGCGCCAAGAAACAGUUUCGGACGCGGUCUGUCCAGAAACCGUCUCAGUUUGGUGGAUCAGCUUGCAGUGUGGAGCUGACAGAGGAGAGACCCUGUUACCCCUCCACAGAGUGCAAGUUACCACCCAUCGACUGCAAAGACGACUUUAAGUGUGAUAAUGGGCGCUGCAUCAACUCGACGCUAACAUGCAACAGACAGAAUGACUGUGAAGAUAACUCAGAUGAAAAAGACUGCGUUGAGUUCAAAAUUGUGUGUCCAGCGGAGAAGAGAGUGGCCCCCGGGGCUGACCUGGUGGGAAAUGGGUUCGAUGCUCUGGCAGAGGAACCGAGGGGAGCAGUACUGGACAACAUGUUCAUGGGAGAAUAUUGCAACCUCAAGAGACCUCCAAACACUCUGCUCUACCACAGAGUCCCUCACAACUUUGAGAGCUUUCACAUUAAGGUUGGAGAGGUGGAGGAAUUCAGCACUGCGGACGAAAACGUGCGCACCGAGCCCAUCGAUGUGAAGAAACCUUCAUCCAAUCAAAACAACCAAAAUGAUAAAAGCGGUCUUUUUAUCCCUCUUAUUUUCCUUCCCAUGUUUUUCUACACUUCAAGGUCUUAUACAGAACUCAGCUCUAACAAGGAGGCUUUUGAUUCUUCAAAGAAAACGGACUCCAAGUUUUUCCGGGUGCACAAGGUUCUGCCAGUCUCCACAUUUAAGGUGAAGGACGCGGGGGAUCUCGUCCUGUCACAGCCUUUCCUGCAGUUUCUUCAUGCUCUUCCUCUCGAGUACAACUAUGCCCUCUACAGAGACAUCUUCCAGCGUUUUGGGACACACUACUACAGCUCAGGAAAACUGGGAGGCCACUAUGACCUGUUGUACCAAUACAGCCGAGAGGAAAUCAAAUAUUCAGGUUCAACAGAAGAGCACUUUUCAGACUGUCUGUCCAGAGAAACAACCUGGACCAUCAUCCUCUACAGCCAACACAGUAGUGUGACCCGAUGCAAUGACAACCGGAUGACUCAGAAAUAUCAAGGCUCGUUCAUCCAGUCAGCAAUGAAGUCUUUCUCAAUGGUGAAAGGAGGUCGAGCCAGAGAGGCUGCAGCUUUGGCCUGGGAGAGGGAAAGGCCAGCUCCGAACAAAGCAUCCUACAAGAACUGGGCAAAGUCUGUUCUUGACAACCCUGCUGUGGUUGAGAGCAAGGUGCUUUCCAUCAUAGAUCUAGUCCGGGGGAUCCCAUGUGCUGCCACAAAGAGGAGACACAUGAGGAAGGCCCUGCUGCAAUACUUGGAUGAGUUUGAUACUUGCAAGUGUGAUCCCUGUCCCAACAACGCCAGGCCAGUUCUCUCUGGCACAGAGUGCAACUGUGUUUGCCAAAGUGGCACAUUUGGCAAUAACUGUGAGAAACGAGCUCCUGACUACACUUCAGAGGCAGUGGAUGGUUACUGGAGCUGUUGGGGCCCGUGGAGUAGCUGUGGAGCCACAAUGAAGAGACAUCGAACAAGGCGGUGUAAUAAUCCUGCCCCCCAGAGAGGAGGCCAACCCUGUAAUGGUCCUGCCAAACAUGAGGAGCCGUGUCACAUCUCCAUUUUUGCAAAACAGGAGACCUGUGACAAUGAUGAUGACUUUACUGUGGGCUGGAUAGACGAGCUGCCUCCUGGUGUGCAGGGCUGUCUGAGGCCGCAGAAACCCGCCAACAGCUUCCUCAGGAAAUCGAAGCAGUAUUAUAGCUUUGGUGAGGACGAGGAGUUCCAGUGCUACACUGGAUUUGACCUGGAGGGUUUUCAGUACAUCAACUGUCUUCCUGAUGGGACAUGGAGUCAACCGAGUGGAAGCUGCAUCAGGAAAAUAUGCCUUCCUCCUGAAAUCCCUGAUGGCAUGACGCUUUCCCCUGUUAAAGAUGAGUACAGAGUGGGGGAAUCACUGGGUUUGAACUGUAUUGAACCGGGCCUGAUGCCGCUGCCGCGAGGUCUCUACACAUGCGGCAACAGUUUAACCUGGGAGCCUCCGUUACCUGCUGACCUACGCUGCACUGAUGAGGAGCCAUUUGUUCCUGACGGUCAGUGUGGUCCAGGACAGAAACUCCAGGGCUCUCAAUGUGUCUGUAUUCAACGGGAGAGCUGUCUUUCAGAACCGGAGAGUCUCUGUAUCCUGAACACAGAAGUUGGUGUUGCCGUGUCGAUGUCCCUGUGCUCCUUCCAUGCCGGGCGUUGCCACAAUGAUCCGUACUUCUUUAUCAGCAAUGGUGUCUGUGACCCGGCUCCCGAUUUGGCCAAAUUAGAGUGGGCCAAGUUCAGAGCCAAAAUGGCGUCUAAGAGCGCUGUUCAGGAGCCAUGCGAUCUUGAUACCUGUUACGAAUGGGAGACCUGCUCUGUAUCUAAGAAGUGUGAGUGCAAAGUUGCUCGGAACUGCCAAAGGAAUGAAAACAACAUGUUCUGUGUGAAGCUGACCAAGAGCCAGAGGACUCGAAGCAUGGACCUUUGUUCUGUGGGCGCCCUCAAAUGUGCCAGCUAUCAGUUUGAGAUUGUCAAUGAAGGCGCCUGUCUGUCCACAUGAUCCUUCUAAAGCUUUUUAUGUGUUGUUAAACUCCAAAUUCAUCUUACAGUAGCAUGUUUAAAGUAAUGUUCCACCACUGCUGGAAAAACUGCUGAUAGCUAUACAGUUUCAAAUACAUAUGGUUUGUACUCACAAUCAACUAUAUAAACUUUUAAAAAUCUUUUUGAACUGCAUUCUGCUCUAGAACCAGUCAUUUAGAGACAGUAUAGAUAUUAGCCUAUCUUACACCAUGUUUUUUUUUUUUUAACUGACAUUGCAUUUAUAUAAUAAAACUAGACUGGCAAGCAGGUGGGGUUCUCAGAACUAAAAGCACAUCCAACCAGACAACCAUAAGGCCAAGAGUAUCACUAAAUCAGCCUUAAGCAGGUGGUUUAGGAUGCACUUCCAAACUUGGGUGGGCUGCAGAACAUCUAGUGCACUUUCAGAACCUGUUUCCUGAAAAGGUAUAAGAUGGUGACUGUGGACAACAAAGUAAUCUUGUAUCACACCUUUUCUAGUGUAUGAUCUGAUUUUCACCAAAGUUGGUUUGACAAUACAGCAGGAUUUGAUAUUUGAAUGUGUCAAACUGCCACCACUUGCACCAAAUCUGGAAAUUUGAUAUCCAAAAAUGGAAUGUUCAUAUCAAAUAUGUGUGAUUUGGAGAAUGUAUUUGUGACGUGGAGCUAAAAUAUGGACAAAUCUGUGAUGCCACCAAUUGUGGGAUUUCCACCAAAGUUUGUAAAACUACACCAAACUUCUGGAAGACAAACUGAAUAUACCAAAUCUGGUGACAUUUGAACUACCUGUCCUAAAACGACCCAGAGAUAAGAGGAAAAGGUGUCAAAAAUGUAGACAUCAAGAUCAUGAAAGCGCAAUGACUGUACUAUAAAGUUUUGUAGAUAGACUGUUAAAGAAAGAGAAAAAACAGUAAGUCGUGUUUUUUUCACUUAGUCAGUUGAGUCCAAUUACAGGCACAGUGGAAUAUUUACACUUACGCUUAAUGUGCUUCACAUGUAAUAAUAAAAAACAUAACAUCA
This is a messenger RNA of Larimichthys crocea (large yellow croaker), 4078 nucleotides long. RefSeq names its product complement component 6, duplicate 2 (gene c6.2). The coding region runs from base 234 to 3062 and encodes 942 amino acids. Gene Ontology annotation, cellular component: membrane attack complex. Lineage: Eukaryota; Metazoa; Chordata; Actinopteri; Sciaenidae. The transcript is spliced from 18 exons. Gene Ontology annotation, biological process: complement activation. Gene Ontology annotation, molecular function: protein binding. The record is from RefSeq and is a predicted model, not a curated record.